CCGCUUCACACCAGCGUGCGCAGCGUGAGAGGCGCGAGCUGCGCUCCAGACCCUCCAUCUGCGGCUCGUGACGCACAGAGGACGCUGCGCUCUGCGGGAGGAGAGGGAAGCUCGGAGCCCCCCCGCUUCGGGACAUGUCGGACGGCGGCGGCUGCGAAUAUGAGAUCGACGUGGAGAGCCUGGAGGCGGAGGGCGACGAGCCGGCGGAGGCGCAGCCCGACGCGCAGUGCGCGGCCGCCGCGGCCGGCCUGCUGAGCCCGGGGGACCAGAGGAAGCUGAGUCGGACCCCGAAGUGCGCCCGAUGCCGCAACCACGGCGUGGUGUCCUGCCUGAAGGGCCACAAGCGCUUCUGCCGCUGGAGGGACUGCCAGUGCGCCAACUGCCUGCUGGUGGUGGAGCGGCAGCGCGUCAUGGCGGCGCAGGUGGCGCUCCGGAGGCAGCAGGCCACCGAGGACAAGAAGGGAAUAUCAGGGAAGCCGAUGCCGUCGGAGAGGAGGACCAUCUACCAGAGACACAUCCGGCCGUCCACCAUGCUCGCCAAGAGCAUCCUGGAAGGAUACCGUCCGGUGCAGGCGGACCCCUUCCUGUCAGCCAACCCGCUGCUCCCGCCGCCGCUCAGCGACCGCAUGAGGAAGAGGCGGGCCUUCGCCGACAAGGAGCUGGAGAGCAUCAUGCUGGAGCGCGAGUACAAGGAGCGCGAGCUGCUGGAGGGCGGCCAGGGCCUCUUCCCCGGCGCCGUGGUGCAUCACGCCGCCGAGUACAACUCCUACAAGACGGCGUACUCGCCGGCGGAGCCGCCGUCCAAGGAGCUGUGCGUCCCCGGGUUCCUGGGCCCGGGCCGCCUGGAGCUGCCGGUGCAAUACCCGCCAGGCCCGGCCAACGUGGAGCUCAUCUCCUCCAACGUCAGUGUGGCCACCACCUACCGCCACUACCCGCUGCAGGCACCCCGCGGCGGCUUCGUGGUGUGGCCCCGCGGCGCCGCCGGCCUGGGCGACGCCCUGCUGUACCAGCAAUGCCUGUUCAACGCCACGGCCGUUCAGAACCGGAAGCCGGGCGCCGUGUGGGAGCCCAAGGCCAUGCCGGCCGAGAGCCAGCCGCCUGAGCAGGAGGCCGCCGCCGCCGCCGGCCCGCAGGACUCCUCCAACCCCCCCAAAGCCCCCGCCGGGCCCAGGGAGCGCUCGGCCUUUGCCCCUCCUAAGAGGGUCUUCGGACACACAUUCCAAGGCGGCACAAAUUCCCAGAACUCCGGCCAAGUCCCCGGCAGGCCGGGCAGGGACGGCACCAAGCCGCCGGCCAAACUGAACUCCUUCCACUCCCUCGUCCAACACUCGUCAGGCGAGAAGGCGGGCGGUGCGCCAGGGCCGGACCCCCGGGCCCCCUGCUGCAGGGAACUGUUAGAGGAGACGGCCCGCCGGUUCAGGGAGGGCUCGGCCAGGGACGCCGCUGACCGCUACGCCAAGGACCUCCUGUCCAAGCAGGCGUCCGGCGAGGCGCUGUCCUUCUCCGUGGAGGCCAUCCUGAAGCGGCCCGCCGCCCCCCUGAGCCGAGCAUUCCACUAGCCCCCGCCACUCUCUUGCACUAUAGACUUCAGGUGGGCCGGGACUCGAACCCUCCAUCUCUGAACCAACAUGGAAUAUUUAUGUCCACUAUAGAAUAUUUUACAUGUGCAUGUUUUCAUAACUUUAUUCUUGAAGGUAUUUGUCUCCAGUUUUCCUUGUGUCAGUAAACUCCAUUAGACCUUCGCAGAAAAGUCUCUGCUUUCAUUUGAAGCCGAACUGAGAGCAGCUUUAGUUCAGGUCUGAUUAAAACUACACACCUCCCUCACCAGCUGGAUUCACUCUGUCAUCUGCUGUUUAUGCUCCGUACUGAGAAAUUAGAAUGAUAGUAACUUCUAGACUUUUUUAAUAUAUUUGUGUGUGUGUGUGUAUCAGAACAUGUGUAGUGUUUAGAACUGCAGAAAUGACCAAAAUCAAACAAAUUUCAACAUUAAUGUCAUUUAUUCUGGAUUACUGUGGAGAUAGAAGCACUGUGGUUUGAUCCCACACUUUGCAACUGUUCAACGGUCUUAUUGCCCUUUUUUCCCCCUCAAGUACCCAUACCAACCUUUAGCUGCUAGCGUAUCGAUAUGAGAACUUAUUAAAAGCCAGGAGGAUCAGACCUUUAAUACAGAACGACCGAAAAUCAAACAAACAAACCAACAGUUUAAGCUGAUCUUCAAGUCAUUCCUUUCUCAUUAAGACUUCCCUGACUGAGUGUCUGUGUGUGUGUGUGUGUGCGUGCGUGCGUGCGUGUGUGAUUGUGUUGUGGGAGUACUAUGAUUGGAUCUAUCCCGAUGGUGACGGGGUGACUUUCAUCACAGAGCGUUUCUGUUGGAUGUACAGCUGGCUCUAAUGUGUUCAGUCCUGCUUGUAUCACACAGUAAAUAUGUUACAAUGACGACUC
Molecule: messenger RNA, 2442 nt
Organism: Salarias fasciatus (jewelled blenny)
Lineage: Eukaryota; Metazoa; Chordata; Actinopteri; Blenniiformes; Blenniidae
Product: doublesex- and mab-3-related transcription factor 2-like
Exons: 4
Coding region: 135-1559 (474 amino acids)
Biological process (GO): regulation of transcription by RNA polymerase II; sex differentiation
Cellular component (GO): nucleus
Molecular function (GO): RNA polymerase II cis-regulatory region sequence-specific DNA binding; DNA-binding transcription factor activity, RNA polymerase II-specific
Source: RefSeq, a predicted model, not a curated record